Stereum hirsutum FP-91666 SS1 is the source of this 5181-nucleotide messenger RNA. RefSeq lists its product as uncharacterized. Lineage: Eukaryota; Fungi; Basidiomycota; Agaricomycetes; Russulales; Stereaceae. The transcript has 20 exons. The coding region runs from base 1 to 5181 and encodes 1726 amino acids. The record is from RefSeq and is a predicted model, not a curated record.
AUGGUUCAACGCUCAUCAUCCCUUGUCCCUUUCGCCAGCUGGCAUAUCGACCAGUGGGAUAAUGACCGAGUCCAGCAAUCCCUGUAUUCGUACGAAUACUCUCGUUUGUCCUUUCUGAGUCGAGAAUCGUCCGUUAUAUCUCGCAGUGGUGUGCCCUCCCACGGUUUGGGCAUAAUUAUGCCCAGCACUUCGCCUUAUUCCCCUCGAGGUUGCAUAUUGAUCAUCCCCCCGUUCCAGCUCAAUCAACCCUCUCCGUCGUGUUUGGAGGAUGAGCCGCCGCCGUUAGAUUUUGGGCGAUGGCGUUCAUCGCUUUGCCGAUUGAGGGUGGUUGCGGGGCCAGAUGAUAUGCGUGUCGAGGCCGACAGCCAGGAAAACGCAUCGCUUGUUCCCUUCUCUCUUUCCCCCUCGUAUCGUCUCUCCUCCUUUGCUGUACUCGAGGCAACAUCCCAUCCUCUGCGUAUUUCUGAUACUUCUGGAGUGCUCAUUAUGAGUAACAACGACUUCUAUUCCGGCCCUCGGUUUGAUCUUCCUGGUGCCAUGCCUGCACCUGGACUAGAAAAUCGACCUGCUUACCUCCCUCGAAUCUUCAUUGUGGACAAACAUGUUCAAUACCCUGCUCAUAUAUCUGGAACUAUUUAUGUGUAUCUCGAAGAUAUUGCGGAUGCUGUUCGCAUGAUUCAAAUCCGAAAUUUCACCAAGCGCUUGAAGAUUCCUAGUGGUACUAAAGAGUACUUGACGAAAGAGUGUGGUUUGCUUCAUGCUGAGGAUGGUGAUGUCAUGUUUGCACGGCCCAUCGGGGGCAAGGGUGAUGGUGCGGAAGACUCUCUUCAGCUCAUGGCAUUCGGCAAACGAUGGAUAACGGUCCCGGUCGUCGAGCGCCUUCUGAAUUUUCGCAAGAAUAUUCUUGGGCCUGACGAGCUCAUCAAGCCUGACAGUGCCGCAGAUGGUACUGCUUUCGAGCGAGAGGGUCACUGCGAAGGAAUUCGCGGUAGUACGCGUGCCUAUAACCUUGCAGUAGCCUUUGAGCGUCAGACUCAAGUCAGUGCGCCUGCCAAACAGGGGAAGGGUUCUGUUGGAGAACUGGCAGAGGGCGUGAAGCUUCGGCAAGGUGCUAUACAGCAUUCGACUGAUGUGGGUAUGUACUUUGCCGAAAAGUUACCAGGGCGAUGGAGGGAGGUUGUUUCGAAGCAAUCAGAUCUCGUGAAUGCACCUCGAAUCGGCGUUGAAGAUAAUACGAUGUUCGCAAAUGUUCAAAUGAAUAUAGCAUCGGCCAAGAAGAAAGAUGCUGGCAACGAGUUGAACUCUCUUGGUUUCUUCGGAGGCGCGCACAUCGACAAGGGUGACUCUGAGGGCGCUCUUACUUGCAUGUUAGCAUGUAAUAAUGUUCCUGCAGAUGGCUUUCAUGGCGGGUUCUUUCACCUUAUCGAGCUUGGUGUUUUUGUUACACUAGAAACUUUCAACUGUCUUUUCUUCUCUGGUCUCCGUCUCCAUGGUGGUACUGCUCCAAUUUGUACCGAUUCCGCUUUAUGGGUCGAAUAUGCCACACGUCUCGUUUUUGUGUUGUAUCCUCCCCGUCACAUUUUGGAUAACUUCUCUAUAACUGCUCUUGCUUCUUUUGAUAUUCGGCUUCGUAAUGCGGAACAAGAACGGCAAGCUCGUAUUGUGGAAGAUAAGGAAGGGGGUUUGGCGGAGGAUGGCGGAGAUACCGAUAUAGAGGAUGAAGAUGUGAUAGAUGUGCCAGGCAAGAAGGGCAAAAAGGACCAGACUUUCAGAGUUCAUUAUGCAAACAUGCUCAAACUUCCUCCUUCCAUCAAGAACAAUCCUCAGAAUCCUCAUGUUCAGUCCCUCGAAAACCAUGCUACUUUUGCUCAAGAUGGUCAUGUCAUCAUGCCCCGUCGAGCUUGGAUUACUUUCAUUGUUCGUAAUAUUUACCUGAUGAACAUUGGGCUUCUAUGUCAACUUGGUAUCAACUCCGGAUUGCGUGUGGAUCCGACUGCUUUUCUGCAAUCGUUUACUGUGUGUGGCGAUGAUCACUAUGAUAUAUCUGCGGAAGACAUCAAGCGAGUCUUAGAGGACUGGAAAUAUGCUCCCCAUAUCAAUGACUUUGAAGCAGAUGCUCCUCGCCGCGAAGCCGCCCGAGAAUGGCAUGAUUGGGUGUCACAUACGUCUAGGUUUAUACCCUUCACCUACAACAGCACAUAUGGAGAACGAUUAGAGAUUGCAAUUUCCAACUUUACGCCUGAUUCGGGUUUGAUUCGAAAUCAGUCCUACGAGAGCCAGUUAAAGAAACAAAAGGAAGGUCCUCGUGGCCACAAACCCUCGAAUAAGGCUAAAGGAGAGGGUGCUCGCAAAUCACCGCGAAAUAAGGCAAGCGAUACUCCGGGAACGUCGAAGACUAAAGUUGGUGGUAAAGAUGAAGAUGACGAUGACGAUGAAGAUGACGAUGAUGAUGAUGAUGGGGAGGAGGACCAGGAUGAAGAUGACACCGGCGAUGAGGGUGAAGAAGGUGAAGAGAACAGUGGAGAUUUAGACGAGCAACCGUCGGCAAAUGAGAAGGAGGGUCAAAUUCUAUGCGCAGCACUGUCCGGCCUGUCCGGCGCUCUAGCAGACUUAAUGCAGGCAAAAUACUAUCAAUCGGAUCCCGUGUCGUCAAAUGAACCGAUUUACAUCUCCGAUAACCCCUACGCCAAUAUCAUUGCUUCGUCAAAUCGUCUCAACAAUCGCAUCGUUCGAGCGGAUGAUGGAGAAACUAUACUCAAAGACCUCUGUAGGAUAUUCCGCGAGUUACCCGUUCCGCACCAGAAUUGGUUCUCAGCACGUUCUAUCUCCAGCCAGUUGACUGCUUAUCGACAGAGCAUAUCAUAUCAACAGAAUUCUCACCAACCUCCUUCCCUCGAUUGGGACGUCGUUUUACGCCGUCACGUAUUCCCGUUCUGGCAACGUGUCAGUCGGCACAACGAAGAGUGGCCAUCCGUGGAGACUUUGCAGUCUGCAUUGCUCAGCAUGCGAGCUGUAAAGCACCUGACGGACGAACUUGACUCGACCUACGCUUUCAUACGCUCUACACGGUACCACAUCCUUAUGGCACAUUGCUUUGCAUGGCAAUGGUUGGAGUCCCUCUGCUCUUACUACUCUCAGCCUCACAUCGCAAAGGACACCGAUUUCACAACAUGGCCUUCCAGAUUAGCUCGAUAUCUCUACAUGAUGUUCGAAAUGCGACUCGCGACUUUCACCCUUUGUCCAGCCGACUAUAUUCCUUAUCUUCCCACGGAAAUUCAGUCGUUUCGCACCAUUGGCAACAUGGAUUAUUCUAUCCUGGAUUGUGUACCGUCCCUUCAACAACGUGUUUAUAUCCAGAUGAAGCAUGUUUUACGGAAGUGGUUGGACUUUCCGCAGGACAAUCUAGCAGACAGUCGGGCAUGGAUUGUACAGAACUUUAUUGGCGUUUUAGGGACUGGUUCUCUUCUACUGGACGAGACAUGGGAGAUUUAUCAGCAUGUGCCGAAAUAUGUGCUAGGACGAAAAAGCAAUCGGGCGCGCACCAUCUUCAUGCAUCAACUCAUCCCUUUCCACGACCACAUCGAACAAUGCGAGGCUGCGGACAAGACGUCUCCAGCUCGGACCAUGUUGGAUCAGUACCGUUUGGAGCAUGCAGAGUAUGGGACUGGCAGAGAUCUCAGCAUGGUGGUGGCACGUUCAAACUCCAUCGAAUUGGUAGAUUCUUUCCAAGUGCGGACUUCAGAUGGUGAUAUCGAUGCAUAUGGUGUUGAUGAAUUCGGGGGACUGUAUGAGGGUAACAUGGAUGUAGACGCAGAUGCAGUCAUGUGGCCUAGCCCUUCAAUGGAGAUACGUUCGCCUGAAGAUCACGAUUCUGUUCAAGAUAUUGCCCAGUUUGAAACACGUUCCUGGCAAGUGGAGAUGUCUUAUGGAAUGAAUGAUGCAUCUGGGCAUGAAGAACAUACAUCUUCGUCUUCUAUGAAUCAUCCAGAUCUUUCACCAACAAACUCCCGGCCUUCAAAACGAACCCUUGAUAUAUCUGAUUCUCAUCAGUCGAACAAGCGCACCAAGCAUACGCCUUCCAUCCACAGCUCUAUUACACCUCCAUCAUCACCAUCCUCUUCUACUUAUCCUUCGCCUAUUUCAAUCGCUCGCAUGCACCAAGCCCUCCGAGUCUUACGCAAGCUGGCAUUUUUCUUGGAUUAUCCAUAUCCACAUGAAAAUGUGCAGGGAUCAUGCUACACAGGAUCUUUCGAUGGACAAGCGGCGGAGGAUCUCAAAUUGUUGAAGAAGGUUGCUAGUAAUUUGGAUGGAUUCCUCCCAUUCCCUCGACGCGCUCCUUCCGUCCUACAUGCGAUGUUGCCCUCUGGUCUCACAGAUCGUGUUCUCAGUCCAUCACUGCUAUUCAGCGCGAUAUCCUUCCGUGCCGUUUUCUUCAAGUCCCUAUAUCACUUUGAUCAUCCGACCUUCCUGCAAGAUUUCGAGGAGUACAAACGCCGUGUUCAAAGCAGGCCACAACACCCCUCUCCAGUUGUUACCCCUGGAGCUACCACCGAUUCAUACUGGGCAAAUCCGAAUCAAUACAGCACUGGACCGCACAAGCCUUUAGUCGAGCAUAUCAGCACAUACUGGUCGUCAGUCAAUCUCGAAUGGUGCUAUCCUCCUCACAAGGUGUUCAAAGGCUACAAUUCCAACAAUCCUCCACCAUCCGUUCCACCAUCUCCCAUCCCAUUUCAGCCCUUCAUGAGAGACUACCUUUGCUUCAAUAGGAAGUCAAAGGCUACGGGAGACAGAAUAAAUCUUUUCCCAAAUCUCGGUGGUUUAAUUGGAUAUCUUUGUGCUUUGGAUCUUUCUUAUGCAGGUCAUGUCGAGAAACCGUCCAUAGACGAUAUUGUUGAUGCUAUGGUGAAUGUCAAUUCAGGGGGAAUCAGGGGUCUCAUUGCACUGGGGCUGGUGGAAAAAAAUGAUGGUAAAAAAAAGUAUUCUGUUAUUGAAAUUCAGCAGGCUUUUACUGUACUGCACACCUUUUUAGACGACCAUCUGACAGACGAAGAGAAAGAGAAGAUGGUAUUUGAUCGCCCUAUGUCUGAACACUUCUCUUGUAAACUUUCCAAACUUGUUGGUCUCAAACUGGUUGUAUUUAAAGACGAUGAGCCUUUUGAUUCUUGUGCUUGCUGCAGUUAG